Molecule: messenger RNA, 2111 nt
Organism: Drosophila rhopaloa
Lineage: Eukaryota; Metazoa; Arthropoda; Insecta; Diptera; Drosophilidae
Product: BUD13 homolog
Exons: 1
Coding region: 70-2046 (658 amino acids)
Biological process (GO): mRNA splicing, via spliceosome
Cellular component (GO): RES complex; U2-type spliceosomal complex
Molecular function (GO): RNA binding
Source: RefSeq, a predicted model, not a curated record
UCGCUUGACAACUUCUAAACGUAAACAACAAUUUUGUAAUUUGCUAUUUGCCGCUUUAAUUACCCGGAAAUGUCCAUGCAAAAGGGCAAAAUCAUCGACCAGAAGGAGUACCUCAAAAAGUACCUUUCCGGCGACAAGGAGAAGAAGAAGAAAAAGAAGGAGAAGAAACACAAAAAAGCCGCCAAGGUGAAAAUCAUCGAUGACGAUGCCUACGAAAAUGAUGACCGCGAAAUGGACGAGGAUCUGCUGCUGGGCGGCGAGGAUGCGCCCCAAAUUGUGGCCGAGUACAUCGAGGACGAUCCCAAUGUGCGCAGCAAGUGGCGCAACAUCGCCGUCAAGGACGAAAUCAAGGAGGAGCACGAGGGAUCCCCGCCAGCGCCUGCCAUUCGCAUCAAACAGGAGCCCGUGGAUGAGGAACAGGAGAUGUGGGGCCGCAAGGCUUCAGUCGUCAAAGUCAAGGAUGAGUUCUCUCCUUCCAGGAGAAGUCCUCCUGUUAGAAUCAAGCAGGAGAAGCGCAGCAACUCCAGGGAUUUAAGUCCAACGAGGUCAAAAAGGCAAGCAAAACGGGAACAGAGUCCCCACAGAAGGGCAAGGGAUAAAUCUCCAAGUCGUAAAAGGGCGGACAGCUAUGAUCAGAGUCCUCCCAGAAGAGGGAGAGAUCCAGAUCAAUCCCCACCGCGCAGGAAACGUAGAAACUCGGAUCAAAGUCCACCAAGAAGGGCAAGAAAUGGCGACCAAUCCCCACCAAGAAGGCAAAAGGACAAGGAUCAAUCGCCGGCACGAAAAAGAAGAGAUUCAGAUCAGAGUCCUCCCAGAAAACGAUAUGAUAAGCCAUCACCAACGAGAAGGAGAAGGGAUUCCGAUCAAAGUCCACCCCGACGUCGUAGAAGUAACUCCGACCAGAGUCCACCGAGAAGAAGUAAGAACAAGGAUUUUUCUCCGCCUCGAAGGAGAAGGGAUUUCGAUCAAAGUCCACCUAGAAGACGUAAAGCUGACAGUCAGUCUCCACCAAGAAGGAAAAGAGAUUCCGACCAGAGCCCGCCCAGGAAACGAAAAGACGACGAUCAAUCUCCAGUUCGAAAGAAAAGGGACUCCGAUCAAAGCCCACCUAGAAGACGAAGGGAGAAUAGGCAAUCGCCAGCACGGAGGCAACAAAAUGCGGAUCAGAGUCCACCAAGAAGACAAAAAAAUGAAAAUCAGUCUCCACCAAGACGAAGACGCAACUCGGACCAAAGCCCUCCCCGAAAACGCGAUAAAUCCCCAAGUAGACGACGCGAUUCCGAUCAAAGUCCACCCAAGAAUCGCGAGCAGAGUCCUCCGCGCCGAAAUCGCUUCAAAGAAGAGAGAAAAAGCCGCUGGGCCAAGGCAUCGCCAAGCAAAUCAGCUUCACCGCCACCAACGCACAAGCCCAAGUCCACCAAAACUCUUGAUGGUAAAAAAGCAGGCCUUCAGGAUGCACAAUCCUUGAAAAAAGAAACAGACGAAAGGCGGCGACAGGAGCAUGAUCUAUUUGAGAACAUGUCAAGUGAGAUUUCUGGCCGGGAUGGGGAGGUACAGAUGCGGAGCACUGGAAGAAAGGGGCGCAGGGCCCGGGAUGCAGCCAACGAGGAUCCCGCCCAACAGCGCCGCAAGGAGGAGCAUGACAAGAAAAAGAAGGAGCUGUACGAUCGCUGGGGCAAGGGCCUAAAGCAAAUAGAAGAUCAGAAGUCCCGCCUCGAGGAGAUGGCCCACGAAGCAUCCAAGCCGGUGGCUCGCUAUGCCAACGACGAGGAUCUGGACAGGCAUCUCAGGGAGCAGGAGCACGCCGACGAUCCGAUGCUGGACUACAUGCGCCAAAAGCGCAAGAAACGUGACCAGCUGGACAACAAGCCGGUGAUGCCCAAGUACGAGGGCAGCUUUCCAGAGAAUCGCUUCGGAAUCCGGCCCGGAUAUCGCUGGGAUGGCGUUGAUCGAUCCAAUGGCUAUGAACAGCGGUGGUUCGACAAGCAAAGUGAACGACGAGCGGUGCAGGACGAGGCUUACAAGUACAGCGUGGAGGAUAUGUAACUGUGCAAAGACAUUAUUUCAUCACUUGCUGAAAUAAAGAUUUCACAACUGCCUUUCAACUGCAA